Molecule: messenger RNA, 3863 nt
Organism: Xiphias gladius (swordfish)
Lineage: Eukaryota; Metazoa; Chordata; Actinopteri; Istiophoriformes; Xiphiidae
Gene: tcf19l
Product: transcription factor 19 (SC1), like
Exons: 5
Coding region: 738-2420 (560 amino acids)
Biological process (GO): regulation of gene expression
Cellular component (GO): nucleus
Molecular function (GO): protein binding
Source: RefSeq, a predicted model, not a curated record
CUGCCAGGCUUCCCCACCUGUGAGGUCGUCCGAUGUCAACUGAUGUCAGGAGCCGGCGGAUUUCAAUCUCUCUCUCUCUCUCUGUUUCACACACUCUUGCUCAGCUGACAGCCCCUCGAACCUGAAAAAUAUUGGGCGUCGGGGCUCGAGCUAAAAGUCACGGCUGUCAGGUCUCUCGGCAGGUUUUUUACCUUUCAGGGUUUUGAUGUGUACUGCGCCUUUCGCCUUAGCAGCGCGUUAAAACGCAGGCCGUCCACGCCGUAGCGAGUCUCUAUUCUCGAAUCCACCGUCUUGCAGCCUCCCCCUCCAUGGGGGAUUUAGUCUUUCUAAGCUGGGGCUCGUGACAGAGUGCGGAAGCUCAUUUCCACACUUCAUCAGCUUAUACAGUACUCUGCAUCGUCAUUAUUUAUUCAUGUAUUCACAGCGGGAAUCGAGUCAUCAGCUUUCCAUACUGAUGCAAACACCUGUGGUUUAAAGCCGCCGCACCUGCCUGAAAUCUUCGCACUCGGCGCUUCCAGGCCUGUGUUUGGAACAUUUUAUCCUGCUGUACAGCUUUAUGUUGGCGCUCAGCGCUCUUUGGUCGAACCCCAAUGCCUUUAAUUUAACUCCUGUCCACUAGCAAAGGGUUGUGUCCCAAGAUGGAUCGCAGCCUCCUGUAGUUCGUGGGCCUGUCACAGAUCGGGUGGGACGGGUGGGGGUGGGGGUUUAGUGGAGGCCGACAAUCGGACCCUUCAGUCAUGCUGUCCACGGUGCAGCCGUGCUUCCAGUUGCUCCGGAUCGGCUCGUCGACGGGCGACUCGGCGCGGGACCUGUACACAUUCAGGCCGGCCCUGAGCCGCUCUGUGUUCCGCCUGGGCCGAGCGGCGGAGCUGUGCGACGUCACGCUGGACUCGGCCUCGGUGUCCCGCAUCCACGCCGAGCUGCACGCCGAGAGGGAGGCGGGCGGCGGCGGGGCGGCGCCGCAGGAGGAGGGCUGGAUGGUUCACGUCGAGGACAGGAGCAGUCAUGGCACCUGGGUCAAUGAGGUCCGCCUCCAGCCCGGGGUCCAGUGGGAGCUCUCGGAUGGCGACACGCUGACCUUUGGCGGCCAGUCGGCCCCAGGGAGCCCUGAAUUCUACUUCCUCUUCCAGAAGGUCAAAGUUCGCCCGCUGGACUUCGACGCCAUCACCAUCCCAAAGGCGGGAACCUUUUCCUCUGACUUACAGAACCGGAUCAGGACUAACCUGGACCGAAAGGUGGCAGCCAACCUGGACCUGUCCAAGCUGUCCCUCAACCGGGCCACCGUCAUCCUCAACUCCAUCGGCAGCCUCAGUAAGAUGAAGGGCAGCGCCUGGACCUUUAAGAGGAGCUACAGCCACGAGGGGACCGUGUCGGACCCCGGCUCCUCCUCCUCGCCUCCUCUCGCCGUGGGCUUCUCCUCUCUGCUGCCUCCCUCCACCCCUCCGUCAUUCUCCUCCGCAGCUUCAGCGCCCUCAACAAAGUCCCUGCCGCCGACCUCCCGGAGCAGGAGGAAGUCGGCUCACACGGUGCUCCUCGAGGACGACAGCUCAGACGAGCCCAGGAGCCGGGGAGUUCUGGCAGGAGUUGUGGAGGACGGGCAGAGAGCGAGGGGGAAGAAGAGGCGGCGGCUCUACAAGUCUGAGUCAGAGGGUUUCAGCUCUCCUCCUCCUCUGCCACUGCAGCCCAAGAGCCACAACGAUGUCAGGCGGCCGCUGGAGGCGAAGCCCUUCCCCGUCGGCAUCAGGACCAUUGGCAGCUUCCACGGCGCCAUGACGAACAGCAGACUCAACCACCACCUCCUCCAGGCGUCGUUCACCAACGCCGCUGUUCACAAACAAGAAGUGGAGACGAUGCACCGCAUCAAGACGGUGGUGCAGGGCAACAUCGCAGCCUUCCGCCAACAGAAACCUGCCCACAGUUCUCCGGCAGCGCAGAGGGGCAGGCGAAGAGCUCACAGCUCUCCGGUUUUCUCUCCCCUGGUGGUGGGAGGGGAGAACUACAGCCUGGCCUCGCCUUCGGUGAGGAUCCGCGCAGAGGAGAGAGGCAGGGUCCAGUUCAACAGAUUUCACCAUCAAGCUAGCAAGCGACGAGGCCGCCCCAGAAAACACCCUCUCCCGCCCCGGCCGUCCCUGCCCUCUCCAUCCUCCUCGUCUUCCUCUUCCACCUCCUCGGCCUCCUCCUCCUCCAGCUCCUCCUCUUCCUCCUCCGAGGAUGAGGAUGACGAGGAAGAAGACGAGGAGGCGACAGUCGGGGUGGUGGAGCCGUGUGCGGCCCCGCGGUGCCGGCUGCCUCAGCAGGACACGGUGCAGUGGAUCCAGUGUGACGUGUGCGACGCCUGGUACCACAUAGACUGUCUGCACGUCGACCGCAAGAAGCUCCUGAUGGACCCAAACGCUGACUUCCACUGCGGCUGUCGCUGAUAGGAGGGAAUCGGAGUUUGUGACCAUGGAAUGAAAUAAAAGCUCCAGUUUAGACUUUCAGGUUACCGUAUUUUCCCCUUAAAUGUUUAUUUCCUUCAGCCACCUGUGGAAAUGAGCAGCCUUUUCAUUGAAUUCAGGCUACUACUACUGCUAAUGGCCUGGGCUGCUCUUCUCGGGCACGCAGGGCUUUUUCUCUACCCUCAACAGCAGCUGGCGAGGGCGGGAAAAGUGUGUCCUUUACAUUUUUUACGUCCCGAUCUUUACCAAGUUUGAGGAUUUGUGCCGCAGUCGCUCCGCAAGCGUCUCGUUCACUCAGUAGCGGGGCUCAGGAUUCGGAAGAGGAGGCAAAACUGCACUGAAAUGUCUCGGGUCAGAUUUCAUUAUGGCCUUGACCGCCUGGAGAGGUGCGAUCAGGGUGGGGAAGCAUGAUGAAAUGUUUCUGAGUACACUCCCACCGUGGCUGAUGUUGACCAGGGGGCAGGCGGCGUUCGGGAAGAUUAAUGAAAUGUUUCAGAUCAGGCUGCCACAGUAGAAGUCUCUACAGGGCCAUUAAACUUUCUUAGAUGUCUCAGUGCCGCCACUUUCACUAUGCUACCAAGCGGCUCGGUUUUUCACGGCAGAUUAGAACCCUCCAACACCGCUGGGAUGGUGUUUUCCCACCUCAGCAAUAAUAAAACUUGAUGAAAUGUUUCAGCGCAGCUUUCCUGGGUGGCAGCAGCUGUCCAGGAGUGGGCAUGUGAUGUUUAAGGAUAAUUAAACGGCAGGAAAUGUGUCAGCGGACUUCUGUUGCUGCUGAUGACGAGGGCUGCUCUCGGGACAGUAAUCAAAUGUUUUUGAAGGCAAUCCCGCAGCAGCAGCUGCUGGAUUUUUUUUGGGGUGUGUGUGUGUGUGUGUGUACACUGGGACUGUGUUGUUUCCUAGAUGUCUGAGUGCAGUGUGGCUGCAGCUGGUUCGGGAGGACUCAUUAUCCUUGAAAUGUCACGAUUCAGAAAACGAUCUCAUCGUUGCUGACUGAUGGGUCGAGUCUUUAAGUCGCAGAUCAUUUUAAGGUUGCCUCUUUAGAUCCAUCCCCAUCCUUUUAGUGUCUCUUCACAGUACUGAACCCUUGGGCCAAAGUGGAGGCUUUUGUCCCGGGUGAAAUGGGCUGGACCUGAGCGAGCUGUUCUCCACCACUGACCAGUAGAUGCAGGCGUACAGUAUCUUUGCUCAGAUGCUGCUCGAGUAGAAUAAAAUCAACGAUCAUAACUCCAAAUUCUUCUCUUGAGCACCUUUUGUUUGAUUUUAAAUCUAAAUUUCUACUUGGGUUAGUUUACCAGGACCCAAACAGCCUCUUGUGUAGCUAAAGUGGCGUCUUCGAGCAGUUUACCUUCUGUACUGCUUGUUAUAAUCUCCGUAAUAGUUUUGACUCUGAGAUACCGAGAUGGUGGUAGUGUUAAAACAAAA